AUGUCCGACGAUGCGCAAGGUCAUCAUUCUUGGAACAGACUGCGAGUUGUUCUACUACAACUAUUGCUCCUGGAAACUGUCACAAUCCUUCAUCUGGAGUCACCGGAGAGAAUAGACGAGAAUUGGUGGGCCGGUUGGGAUGACAUGAUGGCCAGCUACUAUUUCCGUGACGACCCUGUCGCCUUCUACACGCGGAUUCUUGACCCCAAGUACCCGCCUUACGAGAUCAACCCGGAGAACUACCUGAAAGUUGAGCGAGCCCACCGAAGAAGGCUGGUGGCGGAGCAACCCGACUAG
This is a messenger RNA of Colletotrichum lupini, 297 nucleotides long. RefSeq lists its product as uncharacterized. The transcript has a single exon. Lineage: Eukaryota; Fungi; Ascomycota; Sordariomycetes; Glomerellales; Glomerellaceae. The record is from RefSeq and is a predicted model, not a curated record. Bases 1 to 297 code for a protein of 98 amino acids.